Messenger RNA from Heterobilharzia americana, 4671 nucleotides. NCBI's taxonomy places the organism in Eukaryota, Metazoa, Platyhelminthes, Trematoda, Strigeidida, Schistosomatidae. The record is from the annotation of a GenBank genome assembly.
UGACUAGGAAUUUAUACGUACCCAGGCUGUGAAUUAGAGAUGCAUAUUUUCUUGAGCUAUCUGGUGUUAAAGUUGAUCUGCUCAUAUAUGAAAUAAAUACGCACAGGAUGACUUUUAUUUAGCUGUAUUAUUUAACUUACAUAUGUUCCGAUUUUAUAAUUAUCUAACCACUUAUUGUACUGAGACGCAUGGAUGUAGUCUGAAUUUCUUUACUUUCUGAAAGAAAUGGUGCAUAUUCAUGUCAGAUACGCUCCUUUGUUUCCAGAUACACUAUCAUACUUUGAAAUGUUCUUCAGCAACAUACGAUACGUACAGUAGAUCAAACAGUUAAAGGUAGUAGACUGGUAAACACUUCGAACAUAUACAUGCAUAUCUUUGGCUUACAUUUCUUUAAAUCCAGAUAAAUUUAACUGAUCCUUCCAUAGGCAUUAUUAAUCUAUGAAAAAAUAACUCUUCAAGAUUAUUGUGAUUAGUGAUGAAAACUUUUCUGAAGUCAGUAUGGAUAUAAUUCAAUCCCAAAUGGUGAAUUUAUCGAAUGAUUGAACUAAUGUAUGCAAAUAAGGCCGUAGUUGAAGAGAUGGUACACUACCGAAACUGGACACAUUGGCACAGACUUCAGUGUACAUCUAAAAUUUAUCUUUUGGCGUAGAAUUCACUUAUGAAAUCUCAUCAUUCAUUCCAGAUGAAAAGCGUCAACAGAGAAGUUUGAAAUGUUGUAAACUAAUUCAACAAGUUAUUUUAAACACGAGGACGAAAUUGAAAGGAUUGGAUACCAACACCGUUAACCCUUCUGACUGAGGUUACUUUAUACUACUUUACUAAUCUCCCAGUAGUUUUUCCACCCUUUAUUUUUAAAUGACUCCAGUGAUUCUCAGCUGUAUGAAAUAUUGCUAAUAUGGCUGGUUGCAUUCUAGUCACAACACACUAGAAAUAUGCAAUAAUGACACAUCCUUUCAUCAGUUUACAUAUUAUUUAAAUAUUUGUAUUAUAUACUGUGUUAAAUAACAUAACAUGAUUCGCAGUGAUUGUGUUUGUUUUCCAUAUAACCUGUUUGAAACAGUAAACUGUGGAACUUAUUCAGUAACCGAGUUAAGCUAGUACUGUUGACCCAACUAUUGUACAAAAAUGUUGCUGAUUACCAGUCCCACAAGCCUUGAAACACACUUCGAUUCAUAAACACUCACGUAUACUUUCACCUUGCUAUUAUGCAGUAACUAAAACGUACUAUCAACACAAAGAUAUAUGGAUGUCUGCUGAACAACCCUGUGUAAAAUGCAAAUGCCAACAUGGAAAAGUUCACUGUGUUGGUGAACCUCACCAGUGUCCAUCAAUAUGUUUACCUGGUCAAUAUAGUUUACUCACCGGUCCAUGCUGUCACACUGUUUGUAAAGGUUCAGUGCCAAAAAAUGCAACGUUUGAAUUUGCAAGUUGCUUAAAAUCAGGAGUUGAAACUUUACAUUCACAUGGUGAAAUGAUUACCCUGUCUGGAGUAUGUGUUGAUCAAAAAUGUCAGUGUGUCAAUGGUCGUUGGAACUGUUUUGAUUAUUGUACACCGUUAUCCGAAUUAUCUUGUCCAACAGAAGAGAUGGUAGUAUGGGAUCCUUUCUGCUGUCCUAGAUGCCAAGGUGAUCAAAUAUGCACAGUGAACGUUGAUAAGAAAAACUGGUUAUCUGAUCCAAAUGACGGAAGCAAUGUAAAUUCAUUCCGAAGACUUGAACAAGAAUCACUAGAAUGGUCAGAACUCUCAGAUAAUCAACGAGAAGAAGAAGCUGUGGAUAGUCAAACUUCAAUCACCAACAGUACAGUAAAUACCGAGGCAAUAACAAUUCAACCAGGUCAACAGAUAGUUUUGAAACAAGGACAUUGUUUUUGUCUUAGUGCUAGCAUUUAUUGUCCACGGCCAGGUCGCCUUAUCUGGCAUGAAGAUGACUGUUUUUAUAUGAAUGGACAAGAAAUCUCCUAUCACCCUGUUGGAACACGAUGGAUUCCAAACGGAGAUCAUUGUACAGAAUGCAUCUGUGAAGCUAAUCAAACAUAUCGUUGUAAACGUCAAACAUGUCAACAAUUAUUCCUAUGCCCAUCUGAACAAAUCCCAAUGACAAGUGAAGAUGAAUGUUGUCCUUCAUACUGUGGUCUACCAUCUGAAAAAGAUCAGGCUAAAUCAUACAAUUACAUACAAGAUAAACAAAUGAAUGAUGAAUCAAAUAUGGGAAAAACCUUAUCAAACAUUGAUGCACUGAAGUCAGAAAACAAAAUUGUAACGAUACUUACAAAAAAUGAAAGUAAUCUAGAGAAGCUAUCACUAUCAUUCAAUAAUGGCUGUUCAUCAUUGAUCGAUAAUGAAAAUAUUGUUCAGUAUCCAAAUGUCUUUCCUUCAGGAUCUCGUCUCUUAUUGAUUCGUUCAUGUCGCAGCCUACUGUGCAUUUGUGCUAAAGACAAUAGAUGGGUUUGUACAGAUCAUUGUCCACCGUGUGAACAAACCUUGGAGUCAAUUGAAAAUCUAAGACAAAUAUCCCCUCCACCAAAGGAUAAGUGCUGUGAAUUAUGCAAUGGAUACAACAGUGUGCAGUCAGGUGAGAGAACUAAUAUAAACAGUUUAGCACGUCGACAAGAAAUCAUUCCCAAGGUGAACAACCAAACAAAUCUUCAUUAUCCAUCUGACCAACAGAUAGAUAGAAAUUACGUUUAUGCAGAAAUAAAACAAGUUAAAGUUACACUGAAAAAGUACAUCUUGAUAUUUAGCUUAGUACUGGUGUGUAUAUUUGGUUUACCGAUUAUCAUACUGAUUGGAUGUUAUUUCAUGAGAAUUAAAUACAAUGGUCGACGUAAGAAUGGAUUUCACUAUACUUCACCGAAAGUUACAAGAUUAGGUUACCGUUAUUAUUAUCGACAUUGUUAUUCACACGAAAAACCUUUUAUAACCAAUCUACGCAAUCCUCACAACAAAGAUCAAUCAGGGUUAGAGGCAUCUGUACAAUCAUCUUUCCACUCCUCCUCCUCAUCAUCAUCAUCAUCAACUUCGUCGUAUUCUUCUUUACCGGUGUUAAUGCUAAAAGAAUCUGACACCCCAAGUGAAAGAGGAAUUUAUAACUUGACAGCAGCCACAUCACCACCACUAGCAAUGAACAAAGCAACAGAGCAUGAACAUACUUCAAAUUCUAUCCAUCAACACCGCAAACAUCAUCAUCCUCGCCUACCUCAUGCGAUCAGUAACUUCAAAAAACUAAUCUCACCAUCAUCAUCAAACAUUUAUAAAGUAGGCGAACAUAUCAAUACUACUAGUAGUAGUAGUAGUAGUCGUAUGAAAAACAGCUGUAAUCUCAUCGAAAAGUUUAGUGACCAAAUACUAUCCCCAACGACCACAACAGUGACGAAACAUACGAAUUCAUCACCCAUGAUUAUUACACUGAAGCCUACAAAAGAAACAAAUACAUCCCAAAGACACGAGAAACAAAUAACCUUAACUGAAUCAUCAUCCGUCGAGGCAGAUUUUACAGCUAAUAAAAACCAAACUAAAGAUGUAGAUGCACAAUGCGAAAUAAAACCUUUAAAAUACAGAAUACCAGUUUUAACAGUACCAGAGAACUCAAAAUCUGCAUUAUCAGAUCAUCAGAAAAGUCCGAAAGAAAUACUACUGAAAAACUUGGUACUUGCAAUCGAUGACAAUAAUACUAAUAAUAAAUCUCCUACUCAUUAUAACAAUAAUACCAAUAAUGAUAGCUCAAGUAAGUCACACAUAAAAAGUGAACCAUCAACACCAAAUAUAUUCAUGCGUAAUGUAACAUUCAAUUCGUAUUAUUCAACAUGUUCAUCACCUUGCUGUUCACGUAGUCCAACAACAGCAAAUGAUCAUACUUCUCAUAGUAAAAAUACAAUACCGACUGACUCGUCAAAGAAUAAUCUCAGUUGUCAACAAACUAGCAAUGUUCUACGAACUGAACAACAAACAGUUGGACAGAAAAGUAAAAGAGAAAAAUCAGAGAAUGAUAAUCCAGAAGAAAGCCAGGCGCAAACGAACAAACUAUCAUUACAAGUAGUAGUCAAUUCAAUUGUGUCUAAAGCAACUAGAGAUGUAACAGAACAGCAGGCAGAAAAUAUAAAUCCUAAUAUACAGCAUAAAGACAGAACGAGUUUAAAUGAAGAAAUGAGUUACACAAAUGAUAAUAACAGUCCACCGAAGCGCUUAACAAACACAUUGAAUCAAAUUGAAGCACACUGCGCCCAUCUUCAGCCUAACGCUAAUGAUAACAGUGAACAUUUUAAUACCAUCCCUAAAAAGCACAACUCUUGGUUAGGCAGUAGUAACAGACCAAUUACAUGGCCAAAUACACAGCAUUUCACAUCCCACAUAAAUCAUCCUAUUAUUCCUAGAUGAAUACAUAAUUCCAAAGUAUACAACAAACAGUAAGUAGCAGCAUAUGUAUCAUUAUCCCCUAUUAAAUCACACAUUUAUCCACAUUAUCAUUAUUACCACCUCAGUGUAUGACUGAACGGUAAAUUGCCAGAAUCACUUCAUAUUCCCCCCCCCCUUCCACUACGUCUACAAAAACAUAUUUAUCGUUUUCUCACCCCUUUAGAUUAUUCUUCUUUACAAUCUGUUUCUAAUUCCAUUUAGAGAGAUUAAAAAAUAUGUAAACAUUUAUCUUGAAUAAACACGAAUUUCACAUCAUG